This is a messenger RNA of Stegodyphus dumicola, 6014 nucleotides long. It is a transcript of the gene Atx-1, whose product is annotated as Ataxin 1. Gene Ontology annotation, molecular function: RNA binding; protein binding. The record is from RefSeq and is a predicted model, not a curated record. Gene Ontology annotation, biological process: regulation of DNA-templated transcription. NCBI's taxonomy places the organism in Eukaryota, Metazoa, Arthropoda, Arachnida, Araneae, Eresidae.
AAAGAUGUUUGCAAGUACACUUGAUAUUUAAUACAGUUCAGAAAUGUUAGUAGACAUAAAAUGCAGUAGAUGGCACUACUAUACACUAAACAGUCGGCAAUUUUAAGUUGCUGAGUUGCAGGCAAAGACAUUUCUCCAACAGAAAAUAAGUAACAAAUUAAAAGAAAUCUAAUGUCCGGGUCAUUGGAUUAUCAUCGCUCUGAAGAGGGAAGAGAAGCAUGUUUUUCUUUUGUGGUUAGAUUGUUAAAUGAAAUAGUAGUACAACAGUGGGACCUUUGCUAAAACAAGGCCAGUCUGUUACAGUGCCCGAGGCAACUAUGUUAAUAUCGUUAACUCCUUGCUGCAACUUGUAUAUGAUGUCGCGGAUGUUGCUAUGCGGUCGGUACCUGUCAGUUUAAACAUUGCAUUCAGCUAAACGUGAUGUCAUGCUUUGUUUUAUCGGUAGCAAAUUCUUAGUAACUGGUUAUGCAAUAAACGAAUUGCAAAGAAAGCAAGUAUAUUUGGCAUUUGUGCAAAAUAUAUGCUGUCUGUUUCCUCAUUGGCUUGUAAGAUAACACUGAAGUUUCAUGAUGGGACCCAAUUUGCAAUUAAAAACUGGGAAUUGGCAUUAUAUUUUUCAUUCUGGAUUAGUAUCAGUUUCUUUUAUAAUUUCUGUUUUAUAUUACUGAAAGAAUUUAUAUUAUUGUGCAGUACUUUUAGUACUAAAAGAGAUCUUGGCUUGUUAGAAUGUAUCAAUUCAUUUUAUAUUGAACAAAAUAAUGAUUUCCAUAUUAGUGGAAAGCUAUAUUUUUAUCAGUAUCAUAAAGAAGGCAAUAAUUCAGUUACUGGUACUCUUUCAGUAAGGCACAAUUCUGAUGAUGAGAACUAUAAAAAUUCAGUAACUAUCUCAGAUUUGAUAUGUCAAUCAUAUUUGAGUCUGAAAGAAGCAGAUGACUUUAAAGUUAAAUGUUUCUUGUUCGGACGAAUUAUUUUCCACCAAAACAGUAAAAGACUGUUACCUGCCUCAAAUCUUCUAUGUGGAUUGCUGGAGACGCUGAUGAAUGGUACGGAAAAGUCUGCCAUGACUGGGAGUUCUAAUCCUCGUAAUGAACAGCUAAAUUGGCUAUCCGAAGUUGCUUCUGCUGCAUCUAAGGGAGCAUUAAGUCGACAUGUGUCAUCUCCUGAAGUCAACGAAGUGAAUUCUUCUGCACCAACUGUAUUAACUGACACUGGAGAUGGUACACCUUCAUUACUGCUACCCAGCUCCGUACCUGUAUUCUCCCCACCUGUUGUUAUAGCUAGACCAAUUGAUACUAGUAGUUUGAGAAUGUUCGCUUCUCCAUUCCAAGUUGAACGCACACGUCAUGUGCAGCAGGCUUCGAUACCAAUUGGUGGUUCAGGUACAGCAUUGUAUUAUAGCCAAGCUCCUCGUACUGUACCAUACUCAAAUUUUUUUCCUGCUACCUAUUCAUCAGCUACUGUUUAUGCCCCAGCUUCUCAUUCUGUUGUUACAAGUGCUUCAGUUAACCCACCUGAACCAGUACGUUCCUAUUUACAGGUUGAUAACUAUUCAUUGAAUAGUGUGCCUAACAUUAGCUCAACACAUCCUCAUCAUUCUUGUUCACCUGGAUAUUUACAGCAACAUUCACAGUCAGCUUCAAGUCCUACAAGCAUUGGUCUGUCUCAAACAGUAUCCCACAAUAGACUCUUCCAACAAGGAAGAAGUAUUCUUAUUAGCAGAUCUCCUGAGGGGAUGAUUGUUCAUUCACCACAUGAAAGAGAACCUGGCCAUGUCAAACUUCAACUGUCUCCCACUUUGCUUCAAGAAGAUACUGCAAGGAGAAAAUCUUUCACAUCUGCUGACUCAGUAUUAGGUUCUGCUAGCUGCAGUCCUAUUACUGAAACUUCCCAGACCACUACAGUUCCUGCAGAUUUUGGAUUAGCAAAGGAAUAUGUGGGCCAAUUAAGGACAUCGCCUUCGCAUGUAGGAUAUAAAUUACCAACUGGCAAAGAAGGUAGUCUUAAACACAGAAUUUUACGACCACCAAGCAUUAAUAUCAUUGAUCUGCCUCAGUCAGUUGUGGCCGAUGCCCCACUUUCAGCUCCGCCCAUUCGGACACACCGUGAGCCAUCUCCAAAACAGGCAAGAUCUAUUCCUUCUUCUGGGUAUCGCUCAUUUUCAAGCUCUGCAUCUUCUUUAACUGAGGUCACGAACAGAAUUCCCUCAUCUAGUGCAAGUCCUUCUGGCAGUUUUCCUAACCAUUGUUCUUCACUUUCAUCUGGUUCUCCAUCUCCAGCUCCUCCCAGUUCGCCAGGAGCAGCUGCACAGCUAAAGUAUCCUCAGUCAUUCAUCAAAGGUGCCAUUAUUCAGCUAGCCAACAACCAGUUAAAGCAAGUGGAAAAUAUGACUACAGAAGAUUUUAUUGAAUGUGGUUUAUUAAGUUCCACUUUGAAAAUAGAUUCUAGUACUGUAGUGAGCAUUGAGAAAACUCCUUCUACAGGAGCUGCCAAACUGGGCUUUCAUGUUGGUCAAGACAAUAUACAGAUAACUGUUGAAGCUCCUCUAGAACAUCCAUUCUUUGUAUACAAGCAAGGCUGGUCCUCUUGUUCACCUGAACGUUCUGCCCAACGUUAUGGCUUAACUUGUCACAAAUUGAAAGUUGGAGAUGUAUGUAUUUCUCUUACUGAUAAACCUCAGACACCAGGCAAUGGUGAAAAAAAGGUAUCUAGUGUAUCUGUGCCAAUUGUGAAUUCAAAUAUUACCACAAGGAAGCAGAAUUUAUCUUCUGAAAAUAUGGUAGCUGAUGACACAAAAGAAAUGAAAUCUCAAGUGCUUGGCCUUCUUUCAAAUGUGAAUUCACCGUCCGAAAAGCAAUCCUCCCAACUUUUAGAUAAAUUAGUGACAACCGAAAAUGAAAUGCGACCUUCAGGGAAAAGGAAAAGGCGGUGGUCUGCUCCUGACAAUCUUUCGCAAGAUGAGGAUGCAGAUCCAUUAAGUUCUUGAGAAUAUGUAUGUAUAUAUAUACGUAUAUAAGUAUGCAUCUGGUCACAGUUUUCAUUUUCAUCAUGUUUUUAAAAAAACUUUGUAGAAUUUUAUUAUAUGUGUGCCAAUAUGCACAUUUCUCAUGCUGGUGAAAAAUGUAUGCGUAUUAUCUGCUUUACUCAUUCUCAUAGAUAUUUUGACUAAAAACUUAAUCUAAACGCAUCUACAUAAAUAGCAUCUAAAUUUAAAUUAGUGUGAUAAUUAAACUGUUAUUCAUAUUUCAUUCAUAAGUUAUCACAAAUACAGUGAAAAAGUUGAAUUGUGAAAUAUGUAUGAUUUUUGAAGUGAAGAGAAUUUAAGUGUAUUUUAGGUUGAUUUUGGGAUGAGAAAUAGGCUAUAGCCGAGAGACAGGCUUCCAUCUUUAUUUCUGUGGAUGUAUAGCUUUGCAGAUAAAUUUAUAAUGUAUUCAGUUUGAUCAAAAAACAUAGAUUUAAUUUUCAGCAUACUAUUUUAUAUGGAAUAAAGUAAAUAAGUACUGAUAUAACAUUAUGAAUUGUCUGAGUUGUAUUUUUGAUGAACCAUGAUUGUUAAUUUACUAAUAAUCAUAAAAUUUACUUAAAUAUUUUGAAUUUAUUUAAAAAAGUUGUUUAAAACAUCUUAAAACCUGUGAAUUUCUUAUAUAUUAUGCUGUGCCAAUCCAUUUAAAUCAAUUUUUUCCCAAAAUAUUUUGGAGACAUUUGUAUUGAUCACAAUAAUUUGCACAAACUGCGAUAUCCUGUAUGGGUAGGAAACUUCUGAAAUUUCAUUCUUUGUCUGCCAAAUCUGUAAAGCUGUCAUAUAUUUUGGCCAUUUUAUAUGGUAACUUUUUUCCCCUUGUUAUUGCAAAAAAAUUUUAAAAUAAUCAGUAUGCAAUAUAUGGUGAAUCAUGAAUAUUGUUGACUACUCUUAUAUAUAUAUAUUGAAUCAAUAUGUUAUGGUAUAGUAUUUUGAUUGCCUGGUCUAAUGUUAUGUUUUAAAAUAUUCUUUCCUAUACUUGAAAAAUAUUUGCUACGUUAACUUUUUAAUUGCAGUAUUUUUUGAUUAAAUAAAUGUAAAAAGUUUAAAUGUUUAAAUGAAAGAGAAGUAAUUUAGUGCAAUUGAAGACCAGAAAUUAGCAUAGCUCACAGGCAGAUUUUUGAUCGUAAAAAUUACUACGAUUAGGCUAAAAAAGAAAUAAAGAGAAGGGGAAAGAAAGAACAAGAAAAAGGUGAUAAAGAAAAGCUAUGAAUUUCUUUUUAUGAUUUUAUAGAACAAAACAACAAACAUUAUAAAAAAGGACAUGAAGUAUAUAAAAAUUAUUUUUGACAUUUUUCAAAUAUGUGUUUUACAAUAGUUUGUUUUAAAACUUAAGGAUGUUCUAGUUGGAGUUCUUUAGGUGUUUCAUUUUACAAAGAUUCCAAAGAUGUGAUUUUCAUAUGACUUUGCUUAUAUCCUGACUCUGAGUGAUGUAAAAGAUAUGUAUGCCAAAUUUCAAGAAGGUUGGAUAAUAUUUAGGGGUUGCACAUAUUGAUCACUUUUAUCUGAAAUAAGGCAAAUUUCUAAUAUUGUAGGGCUUUUUACUAAUGGGCUUCUCAUGUAUUUCUUUAACCACAAUGUUGCAAAAGUUUCUGUAUCUCCAGUUGUGGUUUACUGAGCUUGAGAUAUCAAUAAAAGUAAAAUGGUGAAGAACAUCAAAGAGUCACUCUUUGAAAAAUCCUCCUUGUUUGGUCUUACAUUAGGAUAGUAAACUGUUGCCUUCAGUUGCCCAAGGGAGUGUUAAAUCUUUGGAAAAUAGAUUUGCAGUUCUAGGAGGUUAGUCUCAAAACGACUUCAGUUUCAAGGGCCUCUGUAACAAGCAAAGCAAAGGCAAUAUAUGCACUUAAAUUAUUCUCUUCACUGAAAAGUUGAAUAUCCCUCGAUGAGAAUUAAAAGUAAUGAAACAAGGUGCACAUUUUGUGAAUCUCGUAUAUGUUUGCUUUUAGCAUGAGACAACUGUAAUUCGGGCUCCAAAUAAUGUUUUGAUUAUGUUACAGCUCCUGAGCACUUACCCAAAUGCUAAUGUAAAAAAAAAAGUGCUCUCACAAUUGCUAAGAGACACCUUUUUUAUCUAUCAGAAACAAAUGUAAACUUGGCUUUUUUGGACGUAUGAGUUACUCAGGCUGAUAAUAAAAAUGUGAUUAAGAAUUUAGAAAAUGAACCCGCGAAGAAAGAGGAAAUUAAACAAUCGGAGUGUAAAAAACCUAGUUUUUGAAGACAACAAAAUGAGCCAUUUCAUUAUUAAUAAAAAAAGCAACAAUGUUCUUUGAAUUGUUUGGGAUCCAUGACAUGAAUACUGCAGUUAUUCUCUAAGAAGCCGUAUGAAUGCUUUUAAGGUGGUCAAUGAUACCGUGGAAAGAGGUGGUGUUGGUGUAUUUAAUUAUGGCAAAGCACACGAGGGCUAUCUGCCUAAGGGAAGGGAUGCCUUUCGUGGAGGACUUUCUAAGGUAAACUGGCUCGUAUACACGUUACACAUGGGGAAAACCAUGAAAACGGCCAUGCAGCCAGCCCGUUCGCGGGAUUCGAACUUUGGACCGAACUACCAGUGUUCAGCGACUUUACCGCUCGGCCGCUGGUGGGCCCCCAUGAAAAGAGGAAUUGCUGUGAUAGAAAUGUGUCAAUGAAUCGGCCGGGGAUGAACAAUAAAAACAAUUCUUGAGGUUAGUUGAGCAUUACAGAAACGGUUUCACCAAGCUAACAAAAGAAGAGAUUGCAUCAUUCAGAGUUGAUUAAUAUAAUGCAUGUUUUGCCUACCUAUUAAUCUUAAUAUCUAGUUUUAAUAUUAUUUUAGGUUAUUAAUUUUUAGUUUUCCCAAUAAAAUUAACGUUGAAAAAUCAUAUUUUUUUUGCAUACCUUUACAAAAUUGAACAAAGUGUGGCACCUCUAAAUAUUUACCAAUCUUUUUGAAGUUUGGCAUAUGUAUCUUUUAUAUCACUGAGACUUCUUGAGUAAGCAAAGUCUAAAAAAAAAAAAAAAAAAAAAAAAAAAAAAAAAAAAA